UGGCGGCGGCGGCGGCGGCGGCGGCGAGGCGGGGACGGACCAGCAGCUGCGGGCGGAGCCAUGGCCAACAUCGCGGUGCAGCGAAUCAAGCGCGAGUUCAAGGAGGUGCUGAAGAGCGAGGAGACGAGCAAAAAUCAAAUUAAAGUAGAUCUUGUAGAUGAGAAUUUUACUGAAUUAAGAGGAGAAAUAGCAGGACCUCCAGACACACCAUAUGAAGGAGGAAGAUAUCAACUGGAGAUAAAAAUUCCAGAAACAUAUCCAUUUAAUCCCCCUAAGGUCCGGUUUAUCACUAAAAUAUGGCAUCCUAAUAUUAGUUCCGUCACAGGGGCCAUUUGUUUGGAUAUCCUGAAAGAUCAAUGGGCAGCAGCAAUGACUCUUCGCACCGUAUUAUUGUCAUUGCAAGCACUGUUAGCAGCUGCAGAACCAGAUGAUCCUCAAGAUGCAGUGGUAGCAAAUCAAUACAAACAAAAUCCUGAAAUGUUUAAACAGACAGCUCGGCUUUGGGCACAUGUGUAUGCUGGAGCACCAGUUUCUAGUCCAGAAUAUACAAAAAAAAUAGAAAAUCUAUGUGCUAUGGGCUUUGAUAGGAAUGCAGUAAUAGUGGCCUUGUCUUCAAAAUCAUGGGAUGUAGAGACUGCGACAGAAUUGCUUCUGAGUAACUGAGGCAUUGAGAGCUGCUAAAAGUCAAACUUGCCUCUUCUUGAGGAGCUUCACCAUCUGUUAUUUUUAGGAUUCUGCAUAGAUUUCUUUAAACUGGCAUUCUUGCCUAAUGAUGUUACCUGGGCACCAUUGGAGACUGAAAAAAAUACUGCUCUGUAAAUAAAGCUAAUUAAAUGUCUGUGUAAAUUUAAAAA
Messenger RNA from Suncus etruscus (white-toothed pygmy shrew), 854 nucleotides. It is a transcript of the gene UBE2K, whose product is annotated as ubiquitin conjugating enzyme E2 K. The transcript has 7 exons. Lineage: Eukaryota; Metazoa; Chordata; Mammalia; Eulipotyphla; Soricidae. Gene Ontology annotation, cellular component: nucleus. Gene Ontology annotation, biological process: protein polyubiquitination; proteasome-mediated ubiquitin-dependent protein catabolic process. Gene Ontology annotation, molecular function: protein binding; ubiquitin conjugating enzyme activity. The record is from RefSeq and is a predicted model, not a curated record. Bases 61 to 663 code for a protein of 200 amino acids.